AUGUCUAACAUCAGAGAUCUAUCCAACGAGCUUUUGCUGUGGAUUGUGUCGUAUUUGGAAGGUAGUGUGACGUUCGUUCUUGCAAAAUCGUGCAAAGAGCUUGAUUUUAGACUUCAACCUAAUAUCAACAUCCAGAAUCAAGCGUGCGAAACUGUGCUGUGGUAUUCUAUUCACUAUAGAAGUUAUUCUAUGGUCAAGAGGCUUUUAGAACAACCCGAAGUCAGAGUGGACAUUAAACACAAACACGACCGAACUGCGCUUUACCUAGCGGUUUUUGUUUUCAGGAUAGGGUUCGUCUAUCUUCUGCUGUUAAGAGGUAAUAAUCUUGAUUUACAGGAUGAUUCAGGCUAUUCGCUUUGGGCCUGGGUACGUUACUUUAAUAGACUUGUGAUGAAAAUAAUUCUUUCCAACGACCUCAACUCUCAUUUGUUUUUUGGAACUUAA
This is a messenger RNA of Penicillium salamii, 444 nucleotides long. NCBI's taxonomy places the organism in Eukaryota, Fungi, Ascomycota, Eurotiomycetes, Eurotiales, Aspergillaceae. The record is from the annotation of a GenBank genome assembly.